CAGAGAAGCAGUGGUGAUAAAAAAGAGGCUUUCAAGAGAAAGCUAGGGAGCCAACAACGCCCUCGUCACCGAAUUGCAAGUCUAUAGAUUCUCAAUGGUCCAGGCUAAUAGCUGAGAGGAGCAGUUUGAGACUGAAUUGAAAUAUUUCCGCGGAAAGACGUUCGGCUAGGGAGCCAGGGAGCCAGGGAGCCAUGGAGCCGGGAGAAAGAAGCCCUCAGCAGAUAAGGCAAGCGCUGCUUUUCUUUGUUUUCCUGGGAGGGUCUUUGGUGUGUUCAGGGACCUGGCGCUAUUCUGUGGCAGAGGAAAUGGAGAUCGGCUCUUUUAUAGGCAACGUGGUGAAAGACAUAGGUUUGGGCGUGGAAGACCUGGCUGCGCGGGGGGCCAGAGUCAUCUUUGAUGACUAUAAACCAUACUUGCAAUUGGAUCGGCAGACUGGCAACUUGAUCUUAAAUGAGAAACUGGACCGGGAGGCGCUUUGCGAUCUCACCGAGCCAUGCAUAUUAAAUUUCCAGAUAUUAUUAGAAAAUCCUUUGCAAUUUUUUCGAGCUGAGCUUAGGGUCAAAGACAUAAAUGAUCACACUCCCACGUUUCUAGACAAACAUAUACUUCUGAAAAUCUCAGAAAGUACUACUCCAGGAACCUCAUUCCAAAUGGAUAGCGCUCAGGACUUGGAUGUAGGAAAGAAUGCUGUUCAAAACUACACAUUAAGCCCCAAUCCUCAUUUCCACCUUAAACUGCAAGACAGUGAGGAGGGUAGAAAAUACGCAGAGCUGUUGCUGGACCAACCUCUGGAUCGAGAAAAGGAGCCUGAACUUAGAUUAACACUAACAGCCCUGGAUGGUGGGUCUCCGCCCAGGUCUGCAACUGCACUGGUGCGUGUGUUGGUCUCAGAUAUCAAUGACAAUGCCCCAGAGUUUGAGAGGUCUGUCUAUGAGGUUUUGGUACCAGAAAACAGCCCUCUGGACUCCUUGGUCGUCAAGGUGUCUGCUACAGAUUCAGAUGCAGGACUAAAUGGAGAACUAUCUUAUUCAUUUUCCCACGCCUCCAGAGACAUACGGAAAACAUUUGAAAUCCAUCCCAUUUCUGGCGAAGUCCGUUUAAAAGCACUUCUGGAUUUCGAGUUAAUUAAGUCUUAUACAAUAAAUAUUCAGGCCAUUGACGGUGGGGGCCUUUCAGGAAAAUCAGCAAUUUUAGUUAGUGUUGUAGAUGUGAAUGACAACCCACCAGAAAUAGUCAUAACAUCUCUUACCAGCCCCAUACCGGAAAAUUCGUCACCUGACAUGGUAGUCGCUGUUUUUAGCCUACGAGACCAAGACUCUGGGGACAACGGGAGGAUGGUUUGCUCAAUUCAGGACAAUCUCCCCUUUCUCUUGAAGCCUACCUUCAAAAAUUUCUACACCCUGGUAACAGAGAGCGCUCUGGACAGAGAGAAAAGAGCCGAGUACAACAUCACCAUCACCGUCACUGACAUGGGA
Aethalodelphis obliquidens (Pacific white-sided dolphin) is the source of this 1475-nucleotide messenger RNA. RefSeq names its product protocadherin beta-18-like. NCBI's taxonomy places the organism in Eukaryota, Metazoa, Chordata, Mammalia, Artiodactyla, Delphinidae. Gene Ontology annotation, cellular component: plasma membrane. Gene Ontology annotation, molecular function: calcium ion binding. The annotation marks the transcript as partial. The transcript has a single exon. Gene Ontology annotation, biological process: homophilic cell-cell adhesion. The record is from RefSeq and is a predicted model, not a curated record.